AUGAGACCGCUUCCGGCGGAAAUAUUCCAUUUGGUGGUCGAGUUCCUCUCACGUGCUGAUUUCCGUGUACUAUGUCUUGUGAACAAAAGUAUCCGUGCAUUCACUGAGCCACUCCUCUACUCGAGGCGAAAAUCCGAAUCUCCUCCCCCAAUCACUCAAUUGUUACGGACACUCCUUUGCAGGCCUCAGCUGUCUGGUUACAUCACAAACCUCUACCUCAAAGGCAAUGUCUCGUCUCUGGGUGCGAAGCACUGCAUUGAUUCUAGAGUCCCCGUUUCCAGCGCCGAGAUAGACAAAACCAUUGCUUUUGUCCGGAAAACCAGAGUGCGCUUUAGUGAGCUUUGGAUAGAAGGAUUGUCAAGAUAUCUUACCAUUCUUUCAUUUACUAAGCGUUCAACGGAUGAGAGUCGCGAUCCAAACUCCGGUUUCGUUUAUGCGAAAUAUAGCAAACUUACCUAUUCUAUUCUAUCGAGGCUGAAAGCACUUGAAUUGACCGUAGUCCGGGAGUCAUACCUAUACGAAGAAUUCUAUUACGAUUCUGGUAUCGAUGAUAAGGUUAAUACGCCUAUCAUCGAUCUUGAUUCUCUUAGUGCUACGAUAUCUUAUAUUCGGGAUACUUUAGAGGAUUUAACCAUUUUUGCUAUGGUUGACCUCGGAGGUAGCGAUCAAUUUAAUCCUGCCGUUCAGAUAAAGGGCUCGCUAUAUGCUUUGACUUCAAACCCCGUUACUGUAGCGUUUCUAGUAGGAUUUACACAAGACACAACGAAGCGAGUCCAGGAAAUGAUCCCAAAGAACGUCGAAUUUAUCACCCUCACGUACGACUUAAGGAAUCAAAAUCUGGAUGGAAUAAGUGCACCCCAUUUGCCUAGGUGGAAUUGGAUGGAUUACGCCGUUUUCGGCCUUAUUCAAUCAUGGAUGAAAGAUUGGAAAGCGUGCACUCCAAAUCUUCGUGGCAUUUCUCUAGUGCUAAACGAAUUAGAUAUUGGCGAAUGGUGUGCUAGUAUGAGGGACCAGCUCAGGAAUUUAUGUGCUCAAGCUGGUGUUGAACUUGGAGAUUUAUGUGGAAAAUGA
Messenger RNA from Penicillium nucicola, 1071 nucleotides. RefSeq lists its product as uncharacterized. The record is from RefSeq and is a predicted model, not a curated record. The transcript has 6 exons. Lineage: Eukaryota; Fungi; Ascomycota; Eurotiomycetes; Eurotiales; Aspergillaceae. The coding region runs from base 1 to 1071 and encodes 356 amino acids.